AUGUCGCUGCUAUUCUGCAACCGCUUUGUGCCCAAACAGUACUCGGUGUCGUUGGCGUUGAACGACACGAAGCCCAACUACUCGGGAAAUGUGUCAAUCGAGCUGGUCAAAAACGACAAGUUCCACGGCGAUGGCGACACGGCGGACUACUUCAGCGUGUCACUCAACACGGUGGAGGUUGUGUCGGUGUCUGCAGUGCUGCGGUGCGGUGACAAGGCCUGGAAGCUUUUGCCGACGCUGAACAAGACCGCCGAGUCGACGGAGUACUCGUGCAAAGAGCUGCCGCUGCGCCAGCUUGCCGACACAGCGUGCCUCACCCUGGAGAUUAGGUUCAUCGCCGUCGUGAGAAAGAUCAUGACCUACAGCGACGUCACGAAGGGCGUUUUCUCCACAAAGUACACAGACCCCAGCACGGGGAAGUCGGACCUGUUCCUGCUGUCCACCCACUCUCAGCCGCACUUCGCCAGAUGCAUCUUCCCCUGCCUCGACGAUGUCAACUGCAAAUGUCCCAUCCAGCUCGAGCUCACCGCCGACAACAGGUUCUCCUGCAUCUCCAACAUGCCCGUCGAGUCCUCCGAGUACCUCUCGGAGACCUCGAACAAACUGGUGAGGUUCGCACAGUCGCCGCCAAUGUCCACCUCGGUGUUCUCCUUUGCCGUGGGUAACUUUGACUUCCUGGAGCAAACCGUUCGGAUGCCUGUGUCCAAAUGCGAUUUCCCGAUCCGCGUGUACACGAUGGUCGGAGAGUCCCAGAGAGCGCAGUACGCCCUCUCGACCGUAGCCGCUGCAGUUGGAGUGCUAGAGCAGAAGUUCAACGUCAAGUACCCAUUGCCCAAGCUGGACAUUGUGGCCCUCCCGUUUUUGUCCGAUGGCGGGGUUGAGAACUGGUCCAUGAUCCAGGUAAUUAACGACCACAUCCUCCUACCCGACUGGAAGGUCACCGACGCUCACCUGGCGAAGAUACACAGGACCAUCAGGGACGUCCUGGUUCAUGAAAUCGUACACAUGUACGUCGGUAACUACGUUUCUUUUGACAGCUACGACCAUACCUGGAUGAACGAGAGCUUUGCUACCUUUAUGUCCAACACCAUCAUCAACUCCGUUUUUGAUAAUACCACUUGGUUCAACUUCCUGAACUCCGAUCUCCAGCAGCUGAAGGUGAGAAAUAUGUCUGCAGAUUCUGCCCCUAUAUUCACAGCCAACGUCGCCACCUCCAGAAUCCACGAUACUUUCUCUAGAAACUCAUACGAAAAGGGGAUUUUUGUGAUGAGGUCGCUAGCUUCGUUAUUUGUUGAGAAUGAUGACCAGCUUAACCAGCAAAACUACGACGUUUUCUUUGGAAUGGUCGGGGAUUUCAUCAAAAAGAAUGAGUUCGGGAACUUCAAACCAGUCGAUCUCUGGAAUUUCCUUAAGGCGCACAAAUCCAACAGGUUCGGCUAUGAUAUUCCAACAAUUAUGAACUCUUGGAUUAGAACCUCAGGUUUCCCUAUCUUGACUGUCACCAAACAAGAUGAUGGCUCUUACAAGAUAGAGCAACAUCAUUGCCUAGAUGAAGCUGAUGCCGAUAUCGAAGAUGUUCCGUUCCAAAUCCCCUUGCUUAUCAAGAAAUCAGAUGGUACGUUGGGCAGACAAUUGAUGACGGAUAGGUCCCUAGUGAUCUCCGCUGAAGAUUUAUCUGAUGACUUCUUUUUUCUGAAUGCAAAUGACUCCUUCAUCGCUACUGUGAUCUACCCUGAAGCCACCACCAAAGAAAUUGCUUCUAAAUUCCAUGUUCUUAACAAUGUUGAACAAAUGCAAUACUUUAAGAAUUUCUCCUCUGUAAUAGGCACUCACUACCAAAGCAAUGAAAGCAUCACCUCAUUCUUCACGGCAAUCAAAUAUAUCAAAAAGGUCAGUAGGCCAGACCAUGCAGCAAUGACUUUUGCGCUUUCUGUGCUGUCCAAUAUCUACAAAUCAAUCAAUACGUUAGCGUGCUUCAAUGACGCAGCUUUUUACAAAAAACUUGAUACCUUCAUCAAUGAUUUGUCAAACAAGUAUGUGGCUCAGCUCUAUUGGGAUAACGUUGACUGGAAAGUUUUGGGUACCGAAGAGCUUCGUUUAAGAAAUGCAAUUUUGUCAUUGAAGUACGAUAACCCAGCUACUCAAGUCGUUGGUAAAACACUGUUCAAGAAAGUUUUACACGGUCCAAAAGAGUCUGUUCCUGCUGAACUUUUGACAACUGUGUUUGCUAUUGCUGCUCAGUCUUCCAAUUUGAAAGAGUACAAAGAGAUUAGUAAAUUGGUCCGUAAUCCAGGUUUGGUUGUUAAUAACGUUUUCCCAAGCGUGCCAAACGAUGUUCAAACUGCCGCUAUCAACUCCCUAGGCUGUAUGCGUGAUCCUGAGUUGAGAUACAAAACCCUAAAUUUUGUUGCUACCAAUCCUGAUGUGAAAAUGAUCGAGUUAGCACUACUGGGUUUCAGAUUUCAGAUGUCAGCAUACGGAGAGUUGUGGAAAUGGUAUCUUCAACAUUACACCGUCUGGUACAGUAAAUAUGCUAGAGACAACAAAUCAUAUCAAGGCCUGUUCUUUAAACAUGUGAGUGAACUUGCUUUGGAGUGUGCCUACUAUUCUCCUCAAUUGAGUAAAGAAGUUGAAAAUUUCGUUGCAAGCAAAAAUGAUGAUGUAAAAACCUGGUUUGAAGAGGCUAAAGCGAAGUUGGAUAGCAUUAGGUUGCUGAGUGAAGCUAAUCAAGAUCUCAAGUUAAUGUUGUAA
Pichia membranifaciens NRRL Y-2026 is the source of this 2751-nucleotide messenger RNA. RefSeq lists its product as hypothetical. Gene Ontology annotation, biological process: peptide catabolic process; proteolysis. Gene Ontology annotation, cellular component: cytoplasm. NCBI's taxonomy places the organism in Eukaryota, Fungi, Ascomycota, Pichiomycetes, Pichiales, Pichiaceae. Bases 1 to 2751 code for a protein of 916 amino acids. The transcript has a single exon. The record is from RefSeq and is a predicted model, not a curated record. Gene Ontology annotation, molecular function: zinc ion binding; metalloaminopeptidase activity; peptide binding.